Messenger RNA from Nematostella vectensis (starlet sea anemone), 2185 nucleotides. RefSeq names its product sodium- and chloride-dependent GABA transporter 1. Bases 117 to 2012 code for a protein of 631 amino acids. Gene Ontology annotation, biological process: sodium ion transmembrane transport. The transcript has 14 exons. NCBI's taxonomy places the organism in Eukaryota, Metazoa, Cnidaria, Anthozoa, Actiniaria, Edwardsiidae. The record is from RefSeq and is a predicted model, not a curated record. Gene Ontology annotation, cellular component: membrane.
UAUGCGGCGAAGUGAGUUUGUCCGUGGUGCGAGCUCAUCACGUCUUCUCGCAUUCUUUCUAAAUGCUCCAUAGCUAUUUAUUGCUGUGUUUUUAAGAAUCCUCAGAGUACUGGCUGAUGAAAGUUGGUGUUUUGGCAGUUGAGCCCAAGCGGGAACAAUGGGGCCAUAAGGCCGAGUUCAUCUUGUCGUGUGUGGGAUACGCCGUGGGCCUCGGGAACAUCUGGCGCUUUCCGUACUUGUGUUUUAAAAACGGCGGAGCCUCGUUUCUCAUCCCCUAUGGCUCAAUGCUGUUAUUUUGCGGUAUUCCCAUCUUCUAUAUGGAGCUUGCCCUGGGCCAGUUCCUUCGCAAGGGGGCCAGCAAGGCCUGGGCGUCGGUCUGUCCGGCCGCGGCAGGCAUAGGCGUGGCUAUGAUGAUGGUGUCCGGGUUCAUCUCCAUCUACUAUAAUGUGAUUAUAGCCUGGAGUCUGCUGUAUCUUUGGAAUAGUCUGGCCAAAGAGAUUCCGUUCAAGCAUUGUAAAAACCCUUGGAAUACGCUAUUGUGCCGAGAUGCUGAUACAAACGUGACUUGCGCCUCUCUGGGGCUGGACAGAAACUGCACCCUUCACUUUACCACACCCAGCGAGGAGUUCUGGACGAAUAAGAUUCUUCACUCGUCGUCAGGUGUUGAGCAAGUAGGCGAAGUGCGGUACGACUUAGCGACCGCGCUACUAAUCGCGUGGAUUGUGGUCUACCUGUGUGUUUCCCGUGGAAUUCGUUCAAGUGGGAAGAUCGCGUACUUCUCCGCGACUUUUCCGUACUUCAUCCUAAUGGUGCUGAUAGUUCGCGGGGCGACCUUACCUGGGGCCUACCAAGGGGUGCUGUUCUACCUCAGCCCAGACUUCUCACGUCUGGCAGACCCACAGACUUGGAUUGAUGCUGCAAGCCAGAUCUUCUUCUCGUUGAGUGUUGGACUCGGUGGACUUAUCGUAUUUGGAAGCUACAACAACCGAAGGAACAACUGCGAAGCAGAUGCCAUUACCGUCAGUCUCAUCAACUGUGUGACGAGUUUUGUCGGAGGAUUCGCCACCUUCACCGUACUGGGCUUCAUGGCCCACUCCACUGGACUGGACGUCAAGGAAGUCGUAUCUUCAGGUCCAGGGCUUGCAUUCGUGGCGUAUCCAGAAUCCAUUGCACGGAUGCCAGUGUCCCCUCUUUGGGCUAUUUUAUUCUUUUUCAUGUUAUUUCUGUUGGGAAUCGACAGCCAGUUUGUAUUUAUUGAGACAAUCAUGGGCUGCCUGUGCGAUCAAUUCAGUGUCAUCAAAAGUUACAAGAAAACUUUUCUUGCCAUUCUUUGUACACUCUGUUACCUCAUCGGGCUGUGUUGCGUCACCGAGGGUGGAAUCUACAUGUUCAACAUCUUUGAUAGGCAAGCUGGCGGUUUCUCUCUCAUCUUCAUCUCCAUCUUCGAGUGUCUUGUUGUGGGGUGGUCAUACGGGGUUGAGCGUUUCUGUGAUAAUAUUGAGGAAAUGCUGGGCUGGAGGCCAAAUCUUUACUUCCGCUUGUGCUGGAAAUAUAUCUCACCGACGGUUGUCACGAUCAUUUUUUUCUGGAGCGCCUCCCAGUGGUCCGGUAUUACCUACAACGACUACAAGUACCCUCUGUCCGGGGAACUUAUCGGUUGGGGACUUGCGGCUUCUUCUAUGAGCGCUAUUCCUAUUGGAUUCUUGAUCGUUUUGUACCAAAGCAAAGGGUCUCUGAAAAAUCGAUUUGUUACGGCGUUCACUCCAAACAUCCAAAUCUCGUCAGAAGUGUGGGAAUUCGAUCUGCGUCGUCGACUCAACAUGGUGUUUGGCAAACCUCUCCUCAAAGACAUCGUCAGCGAAUCCUUGUCUCUACAAUGCGUCGCGACACCUGAAGGCCAGAUACAGAAGCUGAAGCGACUCAACCGGGACAAAAACCAAAAGGAGAGUAAAAGUAUUCCGUCAUCAUGGAUCAGGGGACUCAACCUUCCCCCCGAGGCCUGUGAAGUCUAGAUGUGUGUCGCUCCCAUAUGUUAUGGCACUUGAUAUGAAAAGAAAAAGAAUCUCGUGUACCUUCUCUUAUUUGACAAAAACUCUAACCCCAAAUCCUUGUGUUUUUAAAUGGUUAAAACCAUGUGAUUUCUAGUAACACAAACCAAAAAAUAAAGAUGAUUUAAAACCACAAA